CUCAGAACCUGCUGGAGGUGGAGUCUUAAUCCAUUAAGUAGCAACAGAGCAGAGGCAGCGCUGUAAUUUCACACGCCAGUUUGUUGAGUUGAGUUGAGUUGCCCCUUUCUGAGCAGUGCCUUGGGAGAUGUGGGACGACCGCCGCUGGGGACUCUUCAAGCGGAACCUUCAGCCCACCCUGACCCUGUGGAGCGCCUUCUGCUCCUUUGGGCUGUGCAUGGCUUUCCUGGGGCCGACCCUGCUCGACCUCCGCUGUCAGACCCACUCCAGCCUGCAACAGAUCACCUGGGUCUUCUUUGCGCAGAACUUCUGCGUCCUCGUCGGGACAAUCAUUGGCGGCGUCUUCAAGAAAACGUUCUCCUGCUCCCUGAGUGCUCUAUUUGUCUCCACUCUCCUGAUAUCAGCUGUGUUCUCCAUCAUCCCCUUCUGUAACAAUGUGAUCAUCCUUGCUUUCGUCUUGGCUGUGGCUGGACUGGCCAUGGGCUGCAUAGACACCAUCGCUAACCUACAGCUGGUCCGCAUCUACCAGAAGGAUUCGCCUGUCUUUCUGCAGGUUCUCCAUUUCUGCGUUGGUUUUGGGGCAUUUCUCAGCCCCAUGAUAGCUGAUCCUUUCCUUUCCGAAACAAAUUGCAUACAGAACAACCGCACUGUGAACGGGACAUUCUCUGACUUGACCCACAUUCGGAAGUCCCUGGUCCCCCACCAUGUCGUCAAUGAGACCCAGUUCGUGCUGCCGACUGACGGACUUGUCAUCUCGCAAGUGUCCUACGCCUUCUGGAUCAUGGCCCUGAUCAAUCUGCCAGUGCCUAUUGCUGUACUUUUCCUGAUGUGUAAGCAGGGAGUUGGGGGUUGCUGUGGAAAGAAAAGUGUACCACUCUUACCAGCUGAGGAACUUCCCCCUGAUCUGCAGAUGGACAGAUUAGCACCAGGACAGGAGAAGACAUUGCAUGCUAAAGAGCCUGAUGGUCUUAUCGACUGCCUCAAAGGACUGCGUCUUCAGGAAGCUCCUUGUACUUUCUUUGUUGUCCACAUUAUUGGGGCUGUUGUGCUUUUUAUGACCGACGGGAUUUUGGGAGAGUACUCUGGGUUUGUAUAUACCUAUGCUGUGGAGAAACCUCUGUACAUUGAGCCGAGGGUAGCUGGCUACCUCAGCAGUCUCUUCUGGGCUUCGAUCACCCUGGGCAGACUGGCUUCUAUUCCAGUAUCUGGAAAGUUAAAACCUGUGACUAUGGUGUUUAUAAACCUGGGUGGAAUCAUUGGCACCUUUGUCCUGAUGCUGUGUUUCCCAGUCAGUGUUGUUUGUCUUUAUGUGGGAACAGGACUUCUGGGUUUUUUCCUGAGCAGCACCUUUCCCAGUAUGUUGGCUUAUACUGAAGACAUCUUGAAUUACCAAGGAUGUGCGACAACUGUGCUGGUGACUGGGGCGGGAAUCGGUGAGUUCGCCCUCCAGAUGCUUGUUGGAUCAGUUAUUCAGUCACCUGAAACUGAUAUAUUUCUUGUGUGCGGACUAACGUUUGGCUGUCUUGCUCUUCUCUUCUACCUGGUUCUUAUACUGGUGCACAGACUACACAGUCAUCAGACCAUGGCAGCACCUUCGAAAACAGGCACGAUAGAGGAGUCAAAAUUCUCAUACCAGAGCUGAGGUUUAGCAAGCGACCGGCCACUGUAACAUGCAUUAUUUCUGAACGGACGUAAUGCAACAUUGGAAUAGACUGAAUGCCAGUACAGGCUUUAAAAAUGGACAUUGCUGCGUUUAAAUCAUCACGCAGCCACCCUCGCCUAUUUGAGAAGUGGCAAGGUCGCUUUUGUCUAUACUUCUGCUUUAACUGAUACGUCUCACUGAUUGAUGUGGCUGCAGUAAACUUCCUAAGAGAAUGGACAUUGAAGGUAUAAUGUACCAGAGAUCACCGUAAUAAUCAUGUGGAACCUGAAUUAACUGCUUCAAGUUUUUUUUUUAAGUAGAACUGUUUUUUAAAAAAAACACACACUUGAUUCUAUCAGGUAAAUGAUCUAUCUUGCUUAAUUCUCUUUUUUGUUUGUUUAAAAUAUAUUGCCAAAUGUGAAUAUAGUGAGAACUUGGAACAUUUAGUUGCAAUUUCAUUAUUGGUAAAAAUGAAGGUUUGUAAAGUAGAUGCCAAUGUACAAAAUCUUAAUGCAUUAGCCUGAAGUUCCUCUUUUUCUAUUUCUUAAUGGAAGACAGUUCAAGUUAAAGGGGUCUGUAACUCUGCUAAAGGUUAAUUGUAUUUUCAUCUCUUUGUGAGCGUGUUUGAGGCUUGCAAGAUGGCAUUCACUGUCCAUUUGAUUUGCUGAAUCAGCCAUGCUGCUGUGGGGCUUGAGAUAUUGUUUCAAUGCCUUGGGACUUUGCAAAUGUAGACGGUCCUUAUGCCACAGAGACUGUGGCACUCCAAGAUGAACACCCACCAGCAUUUCUUUCCCCACUGAAUCUUGGGAUUGCAAUUAAUGUCAGCUUU
Molecule: messenger RNA, 2471 nt
Organism: Chiloscyllium plagiosum (whitespotted bambooshark)
Lineage: Eukaryota; Metazoa; Chordata; Chondrichthyes; Orectolobiformes; Hemiscylliidae
Gene: slc60a1a
Product: solute carrier family 60 member 1a
Molecular function (GO): D-glucose transmembrane transporter activity
Source: RefSeq, a predicted model, not a curated record